This is a messenger RNA of Dermacentor andersoni, 1329 nucleotides long. RefSeq lists its product as uncharacterized. Lineage: Eukaryota; Metazoa; Arthropoda; Arachnida; Ixodida; Ixodidae. The record is from RefSeq and is a predicted model, not a curated record. Gene Ontology annotation, molecular function: acyltransferase activity, transferring groups other than amino-acyl groups.
GGCGGGCACUGCCGUUCGCGACCGACUGACGCACUAUGGAUUUUCCUCUCCUCGCCGAUGAUCUCGGUUCGCGGUAUCUUGCGGACGGAUGCACCUAAUCUUGGCCGUUAGUAAUCUUUCCUCCACCCUCACUGGCGGCUUCAAGGGCCGGUCGAGGGAAGAUCUCGAUCGCCGCAGCUGGACAGGAGCUGAGCUCUGGAACUGACGUGCUACGCGCUUCAAUUCUUUUUACCAGGAUCUGCGUGUGGGCUGGAUAGUUAAUAUUCAUUUUAGCAUGGAGGGGAAAGACGUGAUGAUUCGACCGAUGCGCGAGGAAGACAAGGAAGGUGUGACGGAGUUGCGCAGAAGUUACGGUCAGCAGCUGGGCAUCGGGGCACUGGACGCGCUGGCGAAGUACGACCCGGACAGCAUCUACGUCGCUGUUACCGAAGAUGGCCAAGUGCAAGGCAGCUGCGCGGUCGCGGACCUGCACCCAGACCUGGCAUACGUGAUGAUGCACGUGGUUCGCGCCGAGCGCCAGAAGUCGGGGCUCGCCACGCGACUCUGGCAGGAGGCCGUCGAGCGGCGUCUGGGAGCCGCCAGGAACGCGUUCCUCAUCUGCGGAGGGUUUCACGUCAGCAUGUACUACCGUCGCUACGGCUUCGAAGUCGUGUCGGCUCAGCGCAUCCACUACAUCCGGCCGGGACCGGCCGACAUCUCCUCGCUGACCCAGAGCGUGACGGGCGUGCAAGUGUCGGCUGUGCAGGUGCAAGACGAUGCCAAUACGGUGUCCUCCAUCGCCGACUACGACGCCACCGUGUUUGGCUUCAGGAGGGAACGCUUCAUUUCCCUUGUCCUGGCCGAAAAAGGGAAUGCCGUGGUGGUGGCCCGACGAGGCGACCAGAACCGGUCUGUAGUGGGCUACGGAGUGGUCAGCACGGACAUUAGCGGCCGUGCCCUCCUGAGAAUCGUGUACGCAGACGAAGAGGCCAUCGCCGAGUGCAUCGUGCACCGCCUGCUCGAGGCGUUCGGCCCCUUCCACAAGAAGGGUCUCACGGGACUGCUGCUGGCAGGCGCCGGGGAAGGGCGCGGCAUCGACCACAAGAUGGCACUGGAGACGGUGCCCUACGUGAACAUCCUUUACCGCCUGCACGAGCCGGCCACGUGCGACUACGGGAAGCAGUUCGUGGUGCCAGUGUAGGACAGUGCAGUCUUGUGGAUGAUCGAUCGAUCGAACGACUAAUUGAAUGAUCAGAUUUUAUUUUAUUCUAUUUGUUUGAUUUACUUGUUUGAUUCUAUUUGUUUGAUCUGACUGGAAGUCUUAAACUUUUUAUAAAUUUUUGCAGUCGA